Molecule: messenger RNA, 818 nt
Organism: Thlaspi arvense
Lineage: Eukaryota; Viridiplantae; Streptophyta; Magnoliopsida; Brassicales; Brassicaceae
Source: the annotation of a GenBank genome assembly
CGUGCACUACACAGAGAAAAUCAACACACGCAGGGCAGAGACACAUACUUAUAUAACUGUUAUUCACCGAAAUCAAAGCAUAUCCUCCAUCUUUUACACAAAAAGAUAAUCAUCAAAUAAUAAUUAAGAGAGAAUAUGAAGAAGAUGAUGGUGAUGAUGGUGAUGAUGGUGGUGAGUGAAGCGAGUAUAAUAGAGAAGACAUGCAAAGAGACACCAGACUUCAAUCUCUGCGUGUCUCUCCUCCAUUCCGAUCCACGUGGCUCCUCUGCCGACACCUCUGGUCUCGCUCUCAUCCUCGUCGACAAAAUCAAGGGGUUGGCGACAAAGACUUUGAACGAGAUCAACAAUCUGUAUAAAAAGAGACCGGAAUUGAAAUAUGCUUUGGAUGAAUGUAGUAAAAGAUACAAAACGAUUUUAAAGGCUGAUGUUCCCGAAGCCAUUGAAGCUAUCUCUAAAGGAGUUCCGAAAUUUGGCGAAGACGGUGUGAUUGAUGCUGGUGUCGAAGCUUCUGUAUGUGAAGAACGGUUUGAAGGGAAAUCUCCAUUGACUAGUUUGACCAACUCAAUGCAAAAAAUCUCUAAUGUGACUAAGGCUAUAGUGAGAAUGUUGCUUUGAUUUUUAUCUUAUGUUAAUACAAGCAUGUGUUAUCAGUGUUUGAUGGGAUUUUAUCCUUCAUUAUAUAAAUAGUUAAAAACUAAAGAAUCUCAUAUUUAAGUGUGUUGUUAAAUCUGCUAGAUAAAAGAAAUUUGAUGUAAUAUCUUUAUAAUUGUUUAUUUUCAAUAAGAAAUUUAUAUAUAGUCGUUGCUAACAAUUGUAUA